Solanum verrucosum is the source of this 861-nucleotide messenger RNA. RefSeq lists its product as uncharacterized. Gene Ontology annotation, cellular component: ribosome; mitochondrion. Gene Ontology annotation, biological process: translation. Lineage: Eukaryota; Viridiplantae; Streptophyta; Magnoliopsida; Solanales; Solanaceae. Gene Ontology annotation, molecular function: structural constituent of ribosome. The coding region runs from base 109 to 861 and encodes 250 amino acids. The record is from RefSeq and is a predicted model, not a curated record. The transcript is spliced from 7 exons.
AAGAAAACGAGAAGAAAGGGGCAAAGGUGGAAAGAACCCGACUUCAAUUCCUUUCGCCGUCAAGUACCUCUUCGUUCGCCGUCCGCCGUCACCACAGAAGAGUGAGAAAUGGCUUGCCUGCAAUACGGUAGGAUUACUCUCCGGCAACAGCUGAAGAAUGUGAAAACCUCAGCAGCUAUCUUCCAGAAGUGCCAAGGUGGAGAAGUACAUUUACACCAUCCACUAUUUUACGCCGCCCAAGGUGUUCGAUACAGAAAACUACAAGUCAUUCUCACUACUGGCAUAGACAAGCUUGGAAAAGCAGGGGAAACUGUGAGAGUUGCACCUGGAUAUUUUCGAAACCAUCUUAUGCCCAAAUUGCUGGCUGUACCCAAUAUUGACAAGUACAGGCAUCUCAUGGAAGAUCAACGAAAGAUUUACCAACGUGAGGAAGUUGAAGAGGUUAAAAUAGUUCCAGCUACCAAGGAAGAUAAGAUGAAAGAAUACCAGAUGGCAGCAAACCGCCUGGAUAGAACUAUGCUGGUGCUAAGAAAGCUCGCGAAGAAACCAUUGGCGAAAGAUGACAAUGGUAGGACUUUCAUUCAGGAACCUAUUGGAAAAGAUGAAAUUGUGGCUGAGGUUGGCAAGGAUUUUAUAUUCAGUAAUACAGUAAGAAAGAAACUUAUUAAUCUUCAACCGGAGGAUGCCAUUUUCACCUGGUAUAAAAGGGACAACCAAGUUCAGAAGGAUCCACUGAUGGAAUUAGAGAAUGGUGGAAUUCUUUCAACUUCACUGGAAGACCUGACUCCAUACUGGCUUGCUCAAAUGCUAAAGCCUUUCAGUUUGAUCAGUUGGCUAAUCAUUGUUCCUGUAUCCCAAUAA